AUGCUGAGACUGAGAAUAAUUGUAGCUACAUUGUCAGCAAUUGCUAUUCUCCUCUUCCUAUUCUUCAUACUCUUCAGCAUCCAUUUCAAGUCCCCUCUUUUACCUCCCGCAUACACUACCAUUACAUUCCAAAACAAAUCUUCUCCACAUGAACAAUUCAGCCUUCUAAUCGGAGUUCUAACCUGCCCCGACAAAUAUGACCGUCGCCACUUCCUCCGCCUCACCUACGGAACUCAAUCCUCUUCCAUAGCAAAGAUCGACGUCAAGUUUGUUUUCUGCAAUCUCACAAAACCAGAACAAAGAGUCUUCAUAGCCCUCGAGAUUGUGCGGUUUAACGACAUAAUCAUUCUUAAUUGUUCAGAAAAUAUGAAUAGUGGCAAAACAUACAAAUAUUUCUCUACUCUUCCUCAAAUCCUAUCCCGACAAUACAACUAUGUAAUGAAGGCUGACGAUGAUGUUUUCAUAAGACUUGAGCCAUUGGCAUUGUCUCUGCAACCAUUAUCCAGGUUUGAUUUGUACUAUGGUUUUGUGAUUCCAUGUCCUAGCAUGAAUCCCUUUGUGCAUUACAUGUCCGGAAUGGGUUUUGUUUUGUCCUGGGAUCUUGUUGAAUGGAUUGGCAAUUCUGAAAUUCCUAUGAAUCAUACGUUUGGACCGGAAGAUAAAAUGGUUGGGCAAUGGCUGAAUGAUGGGAACAAGGCCAAAAAUAGGUUUUCUAAUAAGCCGGCAAUGUAUGAUUAUCCUGGAACUAAUGGAAGGUGCUCACACCAGCUUAUACCAGAUACGGUUGCAGUUCACAGGUUAAAGAGGUGGGAACAAUGGCUACAUGUACUUAAUUACUUUAAUGUAACAAAAGAUAUUGAACUCUACAAUAUUAGUUCGGUUGUGAUUCGAAUUCAACUUGAUUGCUCGCUUUGUGCAAUGGGUGCUAGAGCGAUGGAUGGAUUCCAUUACCAUCUGAUGCUAUUAAAAAUAUGCACCUGUGAAUACUGGGGCUUCACGACUAAGAAUGAGCAUGAGCAUGAGCAGAGCUUUCGUAGCUCAAGCUCAAUGACAAAGCUUGAGCACAUACAGGGCUUUCGUAGCCCGAGCUUGAUGAUAAAGUUUAAGCUAUGA
This is a messenger RNA of Olea europaea var. sylvestris, 1113 nucleotides long. RefSeq lists its product as uncharacterized. The coding region runs from base 1 to 1113 and encodes 370 amino acids. Lineage: Eukaryota; Viridiplantae; Streptophyta; Magnoliopsida; Lamiales; Oleaceae. Gene Ontology annotation, molecular function: hexosyltransferase activity. Gene Ontology annotation, cellular component: Golgi membrane. The record is from RefSeq and is a predicted model, not a curated record. The transcript is spliced from 3 exons.